AUGGCCGUCUUCGAGACGCAGAGCCUCGUGGCGGCGGCAGCGGCUUUGCUGCUAGCGUAUCCCGUCUGCAAGAUCGUCUACAACCUGUACUUCCACCCGCUGGCGAAGAUCCCCGGGCCGCGGGCGUGGGCAGCAACCCGUCUUCCCUACUGCCGAGCGCUCAUUCAGGGGACGAUAGUACACGACUUUGAGAAACUACACCAGAUAUACGGGCCGGUUGUGCGUACGGCGCCGGAUGAGGUCACCUUUGCGCAUGGAGAUGCGUACAACGACAUCUUCCGGGUCCGUCAGGGUCAUAAACAGUUCCUCAAGGACCCCGUCUGGUGGGCGAGGCAGAAGGGCCAGCCGGACUCCAUACUCAGCGCGAUCAGGCCGGAAAACCAUGCUCGGAUUCGAAAGAUACUGGCUCCCGGGUUCACUACUCGUGCGCUGAAGGCACAGGAGCCGCUGGUUCAGAAAUACGUCAAUCUUCUUAUCCAGCGAAUGCACGACAAGGCGAGCGAGGUCGAGGACGGCAAAAAGGGGGCCGAGUUUGAUAUCGGGCCCUGGUUCAACUUUACCACCUUUGAUAUCUUUGGAGAACUCGGCUUUGGAGAGUCGUUUGACUGCCUCGAGAAUUCCCGGUACCAUCCAUGGAUUGCGCUGCUUUUCAGCAGUGUCAAGGCGGCUGCAUUUAUAUCUGCUGCCAAAUUCUUCCCGCUGAUCACCUUAAUGCUCAUGAAAUGUAUACCCGAGUCCCUCAAGAAGGUGCAGAGGGAUCACUUCCAGCAGAUUGUAGAUAAGGUCGACCGGCGUCUCAGCUGGGAACUGGACCGUCCGGAUUUCAUGUCUCAUGUUAUCAAGUCCGACGGAACCACGAAGAUGCCGAUUGGGGAGAUCUAUGCCACCUUCAUGGUGAUGACUACUGCCGGAAGCGAGACGACUGCAACCACACUCAGUGGGACGAUGAAUCACCUUGUUUCCCAGCCGGACGCCCUUGCAAAGCUCACCAAGGAGGUUCGCAGUGCAUUCCAGAGCGAGAGUGACAUGACCCUGGAUGCCCUCCAUGACCUCCCGUACCUCGACGCCGUACUUCGGGAGGGCCUCCGAACCUGUCCACCCGUUCCAUGGAUGCUGCCCAGAGUUGUCCCGCGUGGAGGUGACACUGUCUGUGGAACCUGGUUACCCGAGGGU
Molecule: messenger RNA, 1173 nt
Organism: Trichophyton verrucosum HKI 0517
Lineage: Eukaryota; Fungi; Ascomycota; Eurotiomycetes; Onygenales; Arthrodermataceae
Product: cytochrome P450 monooxygenase, putative
Exons: 2
Molecular function (GO): monooxygenase activity; iron ion binding; oxidoreductase activity, acting on paired donors, with incorporation or reduction of molecular oxygen
Source: RefSeq, a predicted model, not a curated record